Messenger RNA from Aspergillus neoniger CBS 115656, 1065 nucleotides. It is a transcript of the gene tom40, whose product is annotated as TOM complex pore protein TOM40. Gene Ontology annotation, cellular component: mitochondrial outer membrane translocase complex; mitochondrial outer membrane. Lineage: Eukaryota; Fungi; Ascomycota; Eurotiomycetes; Eurotiales; Aspergillaceae. Gene Ontology annotation, biological process: protein import into mitochondrial matrix. The coding region runs from base 1 to 1065 and encodes 354 amino acids. The transcript is spliced from 3 exons. The record is from RefSeq and is a predicted model, not a curated record. Gene Ontology annotation, molecular function: transmembrane protein transporter activity.
AUGUCCGACUCUCUAGCUUUGCCUUCCUUCCUCACGGACAAUUCCGUGGCCGCGGCCUUCAAGGAUGCAUACACCUCGUUCUCCGAGCGCAGGGCCGCCCUCGGCCUUCCCAACCCUGGCACCCUGGAUAACAUCUCCCGGGAGGUGCAGAAGGAUGUUCUGCUGUCCAACUUCAUGUUCACCGGUCUCCGGGCGGACCUGACCAAGGUUUUCGGCAUGUCUCCUCUGUUCCGUGUGUCGCAUGCUUUCUCCAUGGGCGGAUCCGGCAACAUGCCCCCAUACAACUUCUCCGCCAUGUACGGAAGUCCUAAGGUCUUCAUGCAAGGCAACCUCGGAAGCGAUGGAGGUCUCGCUGCUGUCGGCAACUACCGUUGGACCCCCAAGUUUGUCACCAAGACCAACACUCAGAUUAUGCCCGGUGGCCAGGGCUUGAUGCAGCUUGAUAAUGACUACACCGGCGACGAUUUCUCCGCCUCUCUCAAGGCUUUCAACCCUUCUUACUUGGAGGGCGGUCUUACCGGUAUCUUCGUCGGAAGCUAUCUCCAGUCUGUUACUCCCAACCUGGCUCUUGGUUUCGAGGCUAUCUGGCAGCGCCAGGCCAUGAACGCUCGUCCUGAAUCUGCUCUCUCCUACGGUGCCCGCUACAAGACCGCCGACUGGAUUGUCAGUGCUCAGCUGCAGGCUCAGGGUGUCAUCACCGCCUCCUACUGGAAGAAGCUCUCCGAGCGUGUUGAGGCUGGUGUUGACAUGAACCUCCAGUUCGCUCCUAACGCUGCUGCUGCUCUCAUGGGUGGUCCCAGCCGUGACGGCACCACUGCCAUUGGCGCCAAGUACGACUUCCGUGCUUCCACUUUCCGUGCUCAGGUCGACAGCACCGGAAAGGUCAGUUGCCUUCUGGAGAAGCGGAUAGCUAUGCCCAUCGCUCUUACCUUUGCCGGUGAGAUCGAUCAGGCCAAGCAAACGGCCAAGCUCGGUCUUGCUGUUUCCCUUGAGAUCGCGGGCGAGGAACUGAUGGAGCAGCAAGAGAAGAUGAGCCCUGAGGACAUGGUCCCUCCUCCCUUCUAA